This is a messenger RNA of Aspergillus calidoustus, 2437 nucleotides long. The record is from the annotation of a GenBank genome assembly. Lineage: Eukaryota; Fungi; Ascomycota; Eurotiomycetes; Eurotiales; Aspergillaceae.
UUGUCAAUCCCAUACAUAAAACAAUGCCAAAGUCGCGAUAACAUGGCGAAAUACAGAUUCAGCGCCAUGUUGGGCAUUUGUAUCAUCGCCGCCAGCCUACUGUCCGCGGGGGCUCUCGCCUCCUCCCCCUUGCAGCUACUUCCACCCGCCCCUGGCUUCGAUACGCAAGAGGGCACAUGGGAUGUAAAGGCAAGCAGCAGGAAGAUCUAUAUCGAGGAGACUCUCGCCACAACCAAGGAUACAGACGGUCUGACUCUCAUCCCACCUAGCGGCCACGACUUUGCCGAGGUCUUGCUCGAGGACCUCGACGCGGUCACCGGGUAUGAAUGGUCCCUCGAGACAGUCUCCUCAUUACCAGACCCUACCACUGCGGACGGCGCAAUCCUGCUGGGCGCCUUUACAGGCAACAGCUCAUCAAUGACCUACGAAAAUGGCGAGGAAACAACGGAGGGAUAUGAACUAACAAUAUCCCCCUCAUCCAUCUCAAUCAACGGAUCUGGCGCCAGGGGUAUGUUUUGGGGAACGCGUACUCUCCUCCAGAUGCUCCUAGUCGGAAACAACACACUCCCACCAAGCCAAACCCUCGACGCCCCCGCAUACGCCACACGCGGCUACAUGUUCGACGCCGGCCGCAAGUGGUACACAAAAGACUUCCUGAAAGAAAUGUGCAGCUACGCGUCGUUCUUCAAAAUGAACGAAUUCCACUACCACCUCAGCGACAAUUACCCGCUGAACCGCGGACGGAAUGAAUCCUGGCAGGAUGUCUACUCACAUUUUAGUCUUCUCCCGCAAGACGAAGAGCUCAGAGGGAUUAUCCACGGGCGCGAGAAUGAGACACUCUCGCGCGAGGAGUACGCGGAUAUGCAGCUGCACUGCGUGAGUAGGGGGAUUGCCGUUAUUCCGGAGAUCGAGGCGCCGGGCCAUUGUCUGUAUGUGACCAAGUGGAAGCCCGAGCUUUCGCUGCCGAAGCGCGAUUUGCUGAACCUUUCGCACCCUGAGACGAUUCCGACUAUUCAGCGUAUCUGGGCUGAGUUCCUCCCGUGGUUCGAUGUGAAGGAGGUGCACGUCGGCGCGGACGAGUACGACGCGACGCUCGCAGAUGACUAUAUCAAUUUCGUGAAUACAAUGGCCGACUUUGUAAACGAGACCUCCGGGAAGAGUAUCCGGAUCUGGGGGACGCCCAUGGACGAGCCGAGCACAGAUAUCCAGAUAAACCCAGAGAUCACAAUCCAGCACUGGCAAUUCGGCCAAUCGGACCCGCUCGACCUCGUCGCGCAGGGUCACGCCGUCAUCAACUCGAACGACUGGUGGGCGUACAUGGGGAUCAAGAACGACCACACGCCGAUCUACCCAGCGACAUACCCGCAGUUCUUCAACGAGAGUCGGAUUCUGGAUUUCGGCGAGGUGCCCGGGUGGCAGUGGACGCCGAAGGACUUUAACCAUGUCAAUGCGAGUUUGCAGCUCCGACCGGAGGAGCCGUUGCUCAAGGGGGCUGUUAUGGCGGCGUGGAAUGAUAAUGGGCCGGAUGCGUCGACGAAGCUCGAGAUGUAUUAUGCCAUGCGGAGGGGGAUUGCGCUUGUGGGGGCGCGCGCGUGGAGUGGGAGUCGGGGGCCCGAGGUUAACCCCGAGACUCUUGCGACGAGCAUCGACUUCUUCUCGCCUCUAGCGCCGGCGCAGAACCUCGACCGGGUCAUUGUGCCCGAUGCCGGGAAUGGGGAUCGCGACGUUCUCUUCUCCUGGAGGCGCCCCGCGUGUUCACCCGCCAACAACCACACCACUCUCGGCAGGGGGAGCAAGGGGAUGAACUACACUCUGACCCUAAAGGCCACAGGCCCUUUUACCCUCUCAAGCGCCGACAAUACCCUCUCCCUCACCGAAACGGGGGAGCUGAUCUUCAACGAGGACGGAUACAUGUACCCGCUCCGCUCCGUCACGGCGGAAGACGCCCUUGAACUAGAUCCUGGCCACCCGGGCCGUAUCUGGGUGAAUACAACGUCGACCCAUGAGCCUGUUCACGUUGACGCUGAGAGUCAGAGACCUGUGGAUAUCAGAAUUGCAACGGACGUCGAGCAUGGGGCAGUGGUGUGGAUUGACGGAGAGCUGGUGGGAAGGUUCGAAGUUUUCGUGUAUGGGGGCCGGAAUCUAGAGUUUAGCUGGAGCCAGAUGGCAUUUGUUGCGCCGUUGGAAGAGGCUUUUGGAACCGGGUUAGUAGAGGUGAAGGUUGAGGGAGUGGCGAGGUUUUCAGAGUGAUAUUGGAGCAGCUGGAUGACCAUCCAUGGCAUGAAGAUAGGUCAACUAGGUCACCAAGUAUAUAUACAUCCUGGCAGGCAUUGAUGGAAUUCUAGGUGUACCCCCCACUGCGUUCAAACGUUAUACCUUGAUAAUAAAAUAAGAGGACCCGGAACAAGCCUCUCCCCGUCCAGUCACAAUCUCAAGU